AUGAAGACAAUUAAUUUCUAUGUCCUGUUACUUUGCUGGAAAACAAUCUGCUGUAAUCACUGUGAGCUGUCCAAUGUCACAAUAGUGGUGGAGAAUGAAGAGUGUGGCUUUUGCAUUAGCGUGAAUGCAACUUGGUGCUCUGGCUAUUGCUUCACAAAGGAUCCUAUUGAUAAGUACCUCCUACUAAAGAAAUAUGUCCAGAAAGUCUGCACAUUCAAGGCAAUUAUGUAUGAGACUGUAAAGAUCCCAGGCUGUGCUGGUCACACGGAAUCGUUUUAUUCCUACCCAGUGGCAACAGAAUGCCACUGUGAGACUUGUGACAUGGACAUUACUGACUGUACCAGGAGAGGAUUGGAGCCAAGUUAUUGUUCCUAUGGUCAGAAUCAGAUCAGGGAGUGA
Messenger RNA from Elgaria multicarinata webbii, 399 nucleotides. It is a transcript of the gene FSHB, whose product is annotated as follicle stimulating hormone subunit beta. The record is from RefSeq and is a predicted model, not a curated record. Gene Ontology annotation, molecular function: follicle-stimulating hormone activity. Gene Ontology annotation, cellular component: cytoplasm; extracellular region. The transcript has 2 exons. Gene Ontology annotation, biological process: follicle-stimulating hormone signaling pathway. The coding region runs from base 1 to 399 and encodes 132 amino acids. Lineage: Eukaryota; Metazoa; Chordata; Lepidosauria; Squamata; Anguidae.